AAAAAACACCAAAUGAAUUUCCCCAGGACCCCAGGUCCCAGCCUGAUUUUGAAAAACACCAAAAAUAAACCCUAAAAUGAUAAACCCUAAACCCCCAAUUCCAUUCCCCCCAAAUAAGCCAUUCCAGAUUAUUCGCGGUUUUCUCCCUUGAUUCUCCCUCAAAUUCCUUCGCCAUUCCAGCAUUUCUGUCGAAUUUUCAUUAUUGUUGGUAGAUUGUGUAUUGGUAGAGUACAACCUCGCUCCUGAGCAAUACGAGCACGAGCACGAGGAGCAAAACUGUGAUUGAUGAUAUUUUAGAGAGAUAAACUUCUGAAAUCUCAAACUCCAGCUUUUCGAAUCAGGAGUAAUGGAGAGCAUAUUAGAUACUAUUGAGGAAGAGGUGAGUUUUGGAAAUAGUGAUGAUGCGGAGAUGAUGGAUAUUGAAGAAGGAGAAGUUGUGGAUGGGCAUGUUUUAGGCAAAACUAAUGACAGAAAUGACAAGGAAGUGAAGAUGGAUUCGCAAGGCGGAAGUAUUCAACCAGCAAAGAAGACGAGAAGGAAGAAGAAGAAUAAGAAGAAAAAGAAAGGCCCACCCGCAUCAGAUGGAGAAAACAUUGACAGCUUUGUUUUGGAUGUGUGUAAGCGGUUUAGAGAGAGAAAGUCAUAUUUGGUGUAUGCUGCUGUUGGUGUUCUGGGAGUAUUCGCUAUUAAGGAACUUCUUAAAGAGGUAGUAGCUGUCCAAGCUUGUGGAGGUCAGAAGACUGCUUUAGGUGAUCGACAUAGAACAGGGGGAGGCAUACUGUGGAAUAUACUAAAGGCAAGAGACCCCAAUGCCUAUAAGGAGAUAAUGAAGAAAGGAAGGGAAUUUGAGAAACAAUUUAUGCGACCAAGGGGCCAACCACCUAGUGCUUCAGAUUCAACCACCAUUAAACCGGUGCCUAGCACUUUAGAGAAUGACUGUGAGAUAAAUACCCCAAUUGAAGAACAAUCAGGUCAGCCAAGCACCGGAGAGAAACGUAUUCCUGUACAUGAUAGGAUUAGGGUGCCUGUGUCGUAUGAUGAUCUGUCUGUACAGGAACCACCAAACGUACAAUGAUCUUGAAACAAAGUUUUGACAUAUAUCGACCAGUAAUGGAUAAUUGAGAUACUUUCUUUGUUUUGUGGUGUUGUUUUCUUCAAACUUCAAUUCAAAGAGAGCAUAUGAGAUCAAGUUUUGGCAACUAA
Spinacia oleracea (spinach) is the source of this 1203-nucleotide messenger RNA. RefSeq lists its product as uncharacterized. The transcript has 5 exons. Bases 347 to 1075 code for a protein of 242 amino acids. Gene Ontology annotation, biological process: snRNA export from nucleus. NCBI's taxonomy places the organism in Eukaryota, Viridiplantae, Streptophyta, Magnoliopsida, Caryophyllales, Amaranthaceae. The record is from RefSeq and is a predicted model, not a curated record.